UUUGAGUUGCUCAUUAGAUGUAUGUGCGUCGGUCUGUCCUGUGUGUGUGAGUGCUCCAUUGGGAAUACAUGACUUCGCAGCAUCUCAGUUCUAAUUUUUCAACCAUCCUCACAGGAUAAUCCUUUCGUGUAUACCGUGCAAACGUCCAGUGCUUUCAAGUUUCUUUCAGCCGUACUGAAUAAACGCAUCGUGUUUGUCACCGUUAUUUUCUGCUCAUUUCAGUGUUUCAAUCGGGCCGAAUCUCGGAUGCUCCGUUUAUUUACGUACUCCGAGAAAGGGGAUUCAAAUCGCGAAUCGGUGGUGCUUCAUUCAUUUCGUUCGGUUGUUCAGUCAUGUCUUUGUUUUACUUUAGUUUCCUGUGACCUAGUCACGUCCAAUUGACCUCUCUCAUGUCCCACAAGAUUCGGAUUCAUCUGGGAUUCCUCGAUCUCCGUCAGGACAUCAGUUCGUAGGAGAGGAUCCAUUUUCGAAAAUCAAUAUAAUUUUACGAAUUCUACUUCGUUGGAAACCUCUUUAUUUGCGUGCAUUUCUCCGAUGCUUUAUCAUUAACAUUUUCAUCGUAUCAUUCGUGCCCAGUGAAUUAUUGGUAACUGACCACCAUGGUUCUUAGAUCAAUCGCUGAUUUUGCUCAUAUCAAUCAAGUGUCUCUCCGCCAAAAAAUGAGCAUUAACGCCGUUACUAUCUUUUUAACGUGUUUUGUCGCGCUGGUUAGUGUGUGUUGUGUAUCUGCAAGAGAUAUUAGUUGUUCUUCUGUCAAAUCGUCAUCUGCCGUUAUACCUUGGAGUGGCAUUCACAUCCCGGAAUCGCCCCAAUCAGGUGCAAAUUUAAGGAUAUGUUCACCAGGACUGACUUGCUGCACGAAGGAGAUGGAGGAUAGAUUUAGUGAUGACUCUGGAAAGCACUACCACACACUCCUCAAAGAAUCACUCUCUGCUCUAAGCUCUAUGCUGAAAUCGCGGGCGAAGAAACUAGAUGACUUAUUCAAAACGUUGAUGGCAACUUCGAAACGAGACUUCGACUCAAUGUUCAAACAAACUUAUGGACAAAUUUAUGAGCAAAACUCGGGAAUUUUUUUAGACUUGUAUGACGAGAUUGAAAAGUACUUCAGUACCGGUCGCGUUAAUCUUUCAGCCACAUUAGAGAAUUUUUUCAAGAUCCUUGGAGAAAAAAUGUUCUAUGUGAUGAAUGUUCAGUAUAAGUUCGAUGAAAAGCACCAAGCGUGUCUUUCAGAACACCUGACGGAGCUCCAUCCAUUCAAGGAUGCACCUACUAUUUUCAUUAGUCAAGUUAGAAGAUCACUAAUUGCUUUUAGGACAUUGACACAGUCGCUAAGUGCUGCAAGUGAAGUAGCGAGCAAUAUGAUGAAUCUGAAUCCAACCGGUGAAUGUUACAAAGUGGUAGCCAAAAUGCAAAGAUGCUCACUUUGUCAGGGCUAUCCAGAUCUCAAGCCGUGUAAUAAUUAUUGUGUCAAUGUGAUGAAGGGAUGUCUUGCUAAUCAUGCAGCUCUGGACUAUGAUUGGGGCCAGUUUGCUGGGAGUAUGAAUUUGUUGGUGGUUAAACUGAGUGAACCGUACGAUCUUGAAGCCGUAGUGAAGCCAUUUUAUGUAAAAAUAUCUGAAGCUGUAAUGAAUUUUCAAGAAAGCGGAACUCAAGUUUCGGAAAAGAUUUUCUCCCAAUGUGGCCGACCCUCCAUACGUAGGCGGAGAGACACAGUCUUAGACCAUGGUGAAGUAUCCCACAAAGAAGAUGAUGAAGAAGUAGUUCUAGACUCUCCAAAUGGUUAUAGUGAUCAAAGCUACAACCCUAACUCGGGACGGAAACGCUCAAGUGGAAACAGGAAGAGCAACCGAAAUAGGGAUAGUCAAGCUGGGGAUCCAACGCUGUCGAUCCACGGUGAUAAAGAGGAAGAGCAGGAGUCAGAACUGAAAAGUAUAAUCAGAGACAUCCAGAACAAAGUCAAUGCUACCAGAGAUUUUUGGUCGCAACUCCCUUACAGUAUUUGUAGCGACGAAGACUUCUCUGCCUCACCGAAAGCGGAGAGUAGCUGUUGGAAUGGAACAGAUAAAGCCAGGUACACAAAAGAAACAGUAGGAAAUGGUAUUUCUAAUCAACAUGAUAACCUGGAAGUUACACAUGUGCCCAACCCUCUCAUAAAUGAACAACUCUACUCUCUAAAAACUAUCACUAGUCAGUUGAAGAGUGCUUGCAAAGGCUCUGAAGUUGAAUGGUUCGAUAUCGAGGACACAUUCAGCUCAGGAAGUGGAUCUGGUGGAUUUGAUCCAGACAACCCAGACAUGGAAGUCGGUGCUCCGAACCCUCUUCCAGAUGACGAGGAUGGUAAAGGCUCCGGAAUGAAACCCAUGCCGGAUGUACCAGAGUUCGAUGGAAAUGAAAACGAUCUCAAGAAGAGGAUAGGUAGCAUCGAUGAAGUUUCAACAUUAGCUCCACCUCCUAAUCACGAGGACAACGAUGUAAAACCCUUGUUCGAUGAAAGCAAGGUCAAGUACAAUAUCUCGUCAUCAGGCAAAGCCACAAUAACAGAGAAACUGACACUGAAUAGGGCGCUCGCCUCUUACUUGUUACCUGUAGUUGUUGUCUGGAUUGGAAAUUCAUUCACGGAAUGGGUUCAGUUGUUGUAAGCUUAGUCAUUUUCAAAUCUCGUGUUAGUCGGUUUUAAUUUCUUGUUUCUGGAAAUAGCCAUUUCUCAGCUUUUGUGAAAAGUUCCUAAUUUAUUGUUAAGUCUGCGCCACAAGAAUUUAUGAAUUAUUGCAUCAGCUUCUUUGAAAGUCUAUUUUAUGUGAGCACUGCUGUUCUGUUAAUUUUGAUCACAAUGACUCGCAGCUGGACAUGUCCGUUGAUCAAACAAAAUUCAGCAUCCAAGGAAAAACUUCAAAAGCAAUCAGUCUGUUUCUUUCCAAUCCCUGAACAUCACUUGAUUGUUAUUCAUGAAAACCUGACUUUAAUUUAUUGAUUCAGUAAAUUGCUUGAGAGCACUGAUCCAUCUGCUUAAACUUUUUUGCCAUAUUGUACCUGAUCUCAAGAUGCACUCUCUGACAAAAUUAAGUAAAUUCUUACGUGGGAUUUAUACCUAAAAAAUACGUCCAGACAUUUUUGAAAAUUUCCCACAGUUAAAUUUUAUUACAUUUGUCUUUCAGUACAUUUUCUGCACAAUUUUCCUGUUACCAAUGUCUUGCAUUCGAAAUGAGGUAAUCGCAAAGAGUCUCUUUUCUCAUCAGACUCCAGCCUGAAAUUUCAUAAAUGCUGGGUAUGAAGUAUUUCAUAAUGUAUUUGCCUUAAAACUGAGCAAUCAAUUUUCUCAAGAUCAUCUAAAUGCUUAGGAUAGAGUUUUCAGUUUGAUCACUGUAGUUUUUGACUGAUACUUAUUUUCAACUGCACUAAGUAGUGUGCAAGGCUGUCCGUCGGUACUCACAUAAUCUAGACUUUCUAGUCAAUACUGCUGCCAUUUUUUGCCAUGUGCUGCACAGAAGCUGUCAGAUCACAGACUUUUACUUCGUAUGCAUAAAAUUAUAAGAACAUCCUUUAGAAGAGGAGGAGAUCAGGUUAUCUUACCACACUCAUCAUGAAAUAUCAAGCUUUUCAUGCAGACAAAAGAAUAUUUCUGCAGGAUUUGCUAGAGGUAUAUGCCUGAUGUUCAGGUUUGUUUCACGAUCAUAUAACUUGAAUUUCUUACUUCAGUCAGGAAUAUCAAUUUGAUUCGUCCAGUUCAUUCCCUCCGUUUGUUGUCUUUCCAUUGCUGUUUCCAAUUUUCGCUCUGGGGUUAUCACAAAAUUAAAAUAACCCAGUCUCUACAAUUCGUUUUUUCAGCAAAUUCCUGGCUGUAAAAUCAAUGUAGUUGUAAUUCUCUUCAACAUUCAACAACAUUCUGAGUAAUUUCUGUGGUCUUAUCCUGCUCCUCCUCAGCCAUUGUCAUCGUUCCUUUGAAUUGUUAUCAUUCACUUUUAUCGUAUCUUAGUAGUAAAAUACUCUACUUAUUAUUGAACAAAAAUAUUCCUAUCCAUAAGACAACAUGCUUUGCUCAUUAAGUGUUUUAAAAGCGUUACAAGACUGAAGGAACUGAAUCUUUGAGCAGUAAAUUAAAUGAAUUCACCAGGCAAAAAGAAGCAUACCUUGGUAAAAUAUCAAGUUUUCCUUGCUGGAAAGUGUCAGAGGAAUGGUGACUUCACCUUGAGGUGAAUGUUCAAUCAGAAAGUCAAAUUUUGUGUCAAUUUAUCGUUGUUUAUUUUAUCGUUAUUUUCUUUUUUUAUUUAUUUUUUUUUUUAAAAAAAAUUAAAGUCAGUGACUGCAAGGAUAACUUUUUAAGUCAAGUCCAAAGUAAGCUGCUUCAAUAGGAUGAGUCAAAGUUUAGUUUUGGGGAAGAGACCAAACAACUCGGUAUGCCGAUUAUGUCUAUUACUAUGUUGGGAUGCUUUAAAGUCGGAUGGCAAGUUUGCACUGCAGUGAUUUUGCUGUGAAGAAAAUUUGGCCGUAUUAUUUUGUUAUUAAAUAUUUCUGCAGUCUUUUAAAACUAUUGUUUUUUGAAAUUACAGGUUUUAUCAUCAACCUCCUCAUUUUUAACAAAAUGUAUAAAUUUUUAAACUUGCUACCAAGUUAAGCUCUAACUUUUGGUCCCUUUUCUUUCUCCCUUCUUGGGGAUGUAAUUAUGUCAUAAAUUAAAGUGUUUGACACUGAAUGAAAUAUAAUGCAUUCUCAUUGAUUUUAAAACUGAAGUUAACAAGCAGAAUAGAUCCACUGAAGUUUCAUUAUCGUAAAAAUGUUACAAAAAUUACAUGUGUAAUUUUUACGAAAAUUUAUCAUUUUCUCUUUUAAUCAUUUGUUGAGUUUCAAUAAUUUUUUGCUUGACAUUUAUGGGGACUUUAUAUCGGAUACUACACCCUUUUUUUUUUCGUUAUCUUCGUCCUGUCAGAGAAGCUUUUAUUUGAAUGAGACUUGAAAGGUUUUCAUGUAGCAAGGAUCACUGUCAUUUUCAAAAGCUGAAAAAUCAUCUCUUCCAAUCAUUGUAGUCAUGAACAAAUUGUUGUAUAGAAAUGAAGAAGGUUGUUUUGGUUGCUCAUUAAGCUGUAUUGAAAAGUUACCGCUUAAUGAGUAAAGUUUUUGUAAAUAUUGUGUUUUGAAUUGAAUGUGUAUAAAAGCAAAAUAACAAAAUUGUGAUAUUUGUUUAGUGUUAAACCUUUUUGUAUCUAUUUUUCUGUUCAAUAUCAUUUUGUGCAUAAUGUAAAUAAUCGAGGAAUGUGUGCUACGUUCAUUUGAUUCUUGUGAAUCAAUAAGUCCAGCUGAUGACGCCUGCCAGUAUCGAAUAGUUGGAUUUUCUCGUACAUAGAUGUGUACUGUCCUUUUAAGGUGGCUAAUAUUUUGUUUUAAUUUAGGCUAGUUUGAGGUCAGCAAGAUUGAUCACUGACUAUAACAAACCGUGUGUGCGGCCCGUGAUUUUGUGUGGUAUUUUCGCCAUAAGUAUUUUUUUCCACCGAAACCACUUUUUCUCUGUUUUUUGUUUCGUGUCAGCGCUUCCUCUCGUGAAACUAAAAAGACAGGUAUUUUUAAUAACUGUUUGGAUGGAUAGUAAGCAAGUUCGUGUCUUGCAGUCAGUUAGCUAAGAGAGUUGUAUAUUUGUAAAAUACUGUUACACUCAUCAUAAUGAUUGUAAUUCUUCUGAAUGAACGCAAAAAAUCUAUGGAGAAAAUCUUGAUGCUGGCACCUCGUCAAACUGAAGUUCGUGCUUCCAACCUUCAUUUGAGGAAGAAGAAUUAACGUCUGUUUAUUGACGAGUAUUCUAAUGCCUCGUAGGCUAUUGUUGUGUGGGAGAGGGGACAGUAACUAGAUUACACAGAUGCAAGCAAUAUUCAGCAAUAUCAGCAUUUUUGAAAAAAAUGUCUGACUUUUUUAUGUUUGCUGCUCUUGAUCUUCCUCCACGUUUAGUAACUAAUAAAAAUCUGUAAUUGUUAUAAUUUAUGUGAAUAAUUGUAAGCGAUUUGGCUCUGUACAUACGUGGUGACUGAUUUUGUAAUAAUAAUAAUUAACAAACUACUGAUUCCUCUAGGAUCACUUACUUACGCAUACCAACUUUAACAUAUACACACACAUUCUCUUAACACAUACACUCAUACUUAUACAAACACACACAUGACGAUAGAAAGUUUUAAUUACUACUUUUUAGUAUAUUAUUUCUAUUUUUCUUAUCAUCGGAAAUUUUGAGUUUCAAUCGUACAACUUUUUAAUCUCUCCGUUAAUUUAUUCAUGAAUUUAUCAGUCCUAAGGAUUGGCUAUAGAACAAUGUCCUUUAUUCUUUCUUUAUUUAAGCACUUAUUGUUUAUUAAUUCAUUUAUUGACUUUUUUUCUAUUUUGACUCAAAAAUGAUUUGUCUGUGAUAAUUGUAGGUUUGACUGCUUAUUUUAAAUAUUAUUUUUGCAUUUAUUCAUGUCUUUGACUUUCAUGAUUCAUGUGUAAUUCUUUUUCUCUCGUCAGAACUACCAAUUUUUAAUCCGGUACUCUAUUCUUGCUUUUGGUGCAAGUCUCGUUUGUGGAAGAAGUGGUUUUAAGCCUUUUUAAGCAUAGAUAUUCUUAUCAAUGUCCUAACUUACAGAAGAAAAAGUUGUGUAAUUCACUUACCAGUUUUUGAGUUUGAACUCCAUGUUCGACCACACGUCAGCUUUUAUUUUCAUGUGAAUUUUAUGAGAGGAAUAGAGUGAUUCAAAACGCUUGUGUUUCUGAUGUGACCCAUUACUCAAGAAUCAUAAAGCUGAAAGUUUACAAAUUUCUUUCUACAUGUUGACUGGCGUGUCAUCAAAAUUUGAGCCUUCUCAUACUCCUCCUUAACUCCACAAUAAAAUAGCAUACAUUAUCUGCCAAAGCAUGAGUCUGGUGCUCUCUGUUUUAGCUUAGAAGAGUUUUUGAGGAGUGGAGGUGCUCAGACAGACAUUACAGUUAGCAUGUUGAGGAACUUCUUUCGUACCGUCCUUGGCCUGUCACUGUCAAAUCAGUUCAAGCCUUGUUAUGUUUUAUCAAUACUAUUCCCUCCUGUAGCUAGUUUUCCAUUUUAACUUAAUGUUAUUAUGAAAGAAUACUUGUACCUGUUCGUUGAUUGAUGAUGUUGCAUAGAGGACAAUUUAUCGAAUCUUGAUUUUCAAUAAUCUAUUUCUGUAUCUUCUGUGUUAUAAAUGGCAACUCAAUGGCUAAGGAACAAUAUCGCCUAGUGGACAAUUUCUGCAAAAACGAGUUGGCGACAUCGCCGCAUUCCACAGUAGAAAAUAUGCAAGCUGUUGUUAUUUGUUUUUCCCAAUUCUGCACAGGAUUACUGUAAUGACCCUGUAAUUUAUAAAGAAAAAUUGUAAACCUAACCUUUUACAACAAAGAUAGCGAAGUCUUUUCUUCCUGAUGUAAAGUUGUCAGUUUGCAGAUAAGGCGUAUUGUUCCUUAGCCAUAGAAGUGUUAAAAGUAGAGAGAAUUCUCGUUUACAUUUUAAUGAUCAACAUAGGUUUGAAAAAUAUCUUAUACUGUAAGGAAUUGUGUGACUUAAGUGUUGGUCACAAUCAGCAUCUUGAUAUCUGAAGCAUUGAUCUGUUUUCAGAUCUUAAGGUGAAGGUUAAUUCAAGCAGAGUUCAAAUAAUCCGGUGAUGAAAAGGUUGCCUUCUAGGAUGCUAGGUUUUUAUUUUAUUUUUUUAUUGCUUUUGUUUUUUCUCUCACAGUCGGACAUUAUAAAUCUGGAAUGAUUCUGAUAAAGUGACCUUUAUUUACCUUAUCUAGGUGACAUCUAAGGAGUCCAAAAUUAGCUAGUUUAAGAAUGUUGCUUCUGCCAUUUCAAUUUUUUUUUUUUUUUUUUACCAAUCAAAGAAUUACAUGCUCCCUAAUAAAUAAAGCCUGAAAGAUCCACUAAUCAAUAGUGAGCUUGAAUUAAAUAUUGGUAACCAGAGAAAAAAAUGAAAGAAUUAAUUUCAAUGCAAAUUCACCCUAUUUUACUCUUGUGUUUUGACCCUACGUUUAAAUGUCUUUUGUGCUCUGUGUGGUUAUACCAGUUUUUCUUUAUAGUACUCUCUUCCUGGUUGUCUUAGCCUUUCGCUUUUAAGUUUGCCUCUCUCAAAUUUUUCUCCUUCUCUCCAUAGGAACGCCUUAAUUCUUGUUGUAAAUUCUGUAUGUAAUUGUGCUGUAGUUGAAUAAUAUCUCAAGUGAAGCUUGUUUCUAAGUUUUCCUGCUUAAAUCAAUCAGACUUUUUCUUCUUAAUUAUUUUUGUGAAAUAAUUAUUUUAAUGAUACUUUUAUUUUAACUUGUCAAAGAAAUUUCAAAUAAAUCAUGUAUUAUGAAAUGGAA
Messenger RNA from Bemisia tabaci, 8319 nucleotides. RefSeq names its product glypican-6. Gene Ontology annotation, biological process: regulation of protein localization to membrane; regulation of signal transduction; cell migration. The record is from RefSeq and is a predicted model, not a curated record. Gene Ontology annotation, cellular component: plasma membrane; cell surface; extracellular region. NCBI's taxonomy places the organism in Eukaryota, Metazoa, Arthropoda, Insecta, Hemiptera, Aleyrodidae.